CACCUGCUGCGUCUCAGACCCAAGCCUGGACCCGCUGCUGGAGUUCAGACCCAGUCCGGUUCUGUUCAGAUCCCCACGAGAACCGGCGGAACCUGAAGUCUCUCAGGUCCGGUUCUAAUCACUUUGUUUCAGUUUAUUUAGAAUCAGUUUGUAGACUCGCUCCAGAUCCAGCGCUUGGGUUCUAAAGCCCGGAUCUCCUCAGAACACCUGCUCCGCUCCGGUUCUGCUCGGAGCUCCAGAACCAGGCGGCUUGACUGAUCGGAGAUGCCGGUGCGGGUCCCGGACGACUCGGACUUCUCCUCUUUUAAGGAUCAGUGUCUGAGUCCGGACGGAUGGAGCAGCCGGUACAGCAAGGGCGGAGUGACGGUGUGGUGCCGGGAGGAGGACAGCAGCUCGGUCCAGAAGAUCAAGAUGAGGAUCGUGUGCAAAGAUGUGACGGCAGAGACGCUGUACGACGUCCUCCAUGACACCAGCUAUCGUAAGAAGUGGGACACCAACAUGAUCGACACGUAUGACAUCGGCAGGCUGACGGUCAACGCAGACGUGGGAUAUUACUCCUGGAAAUGCCCGACUCCCCUGAAGAACCGAGACUUUGUGACGAUGAGGUCUUGGCUUCCACUCGGCAGCGACUACAUGAUCAUCAACUACUCCGUCAAACACCCGCAACAUCCUCCUAAGAAGGACUACGUCCGCGCCGUGUCUCUGCUGACGGGCUACCUGAUCCAGUCCUCCAGUGCCACCAGCUCCACGCUCUACUACCUGACCCAGGUGGACCCCAAAGGCUCGUUACCAAAGUGGGUCGUUAACAGAGUCUCUCAGUUCGUGGCUCCAAAGGCCAUGAGAAAGAUCUACAAGGCGUCUCUGAAGUACCCCGAGUGGAAGCGGAAACAUAACCCGGCCCUGAAGCCGUGGAUGUACCCGGAGCAGAACACGCUGCCCUCCAUCAGCCCGGCGGACCUGACCUUGCAGCGCGCCGACUCUCUGGAGAACAUCGACGAGAGCGGCGUGAGCGAAGAGAAGGCGCAGCACAGCGAGGACGAGGAGACCUAGACUGUCCCCAGACUCUCAGCAGGACUGUCCUUCUCUCUCCUUCUGUCUGCUGGUUUGUUUGAUCACCAGUUGGGAUGUUUCCCACCGGCAGCGAAUGCAUCACAGUCCUUCAGCUUCUAUCACUGGACAUGUUUACCCUGAAGCCCUCCGUCUUCAGGCUGUCCAUGAGCAGAGAAGACCGUCCAAUAACCUCAGACUGUCCCCAAGCUGUCCUCUGACUGUCCUCUGACUGCAGAGGUUUUCCCCUUCUGUCCUCUUUAAGGUUUUAUGACCAAACCAAGCCUGGUAAAUUCUAAUCAGCAAAAAAAAAAAAAAUCUUUUUUUUUAUGGAUCUUUUUAGAUUUGAUGUGUUAAACUGAGCUGAAAAUCAAUUCCUCAUUAUUUAAUAGAAGUGAAACAUGUAAAGACAAAUUUUUUACAGUUACUAAUUAGAUGAAAAAGACCAUUAUGUGUGCGAUUAAUAAAGGUUCCUUUAACCUG
This is a messenger RNA of Fundulus heteroclitus (mummichog), 1530 nucleotides long. It is a transcript of the gene stard15, whose product is annotated as StAR-related lipid transfer (START) domain containing 15. The record is from RefSeq and is a predicted model, not a curated record. Gene Ontology annotation, molecular function: lipid binding. The coding region runs from base 265 to 1050 and encodes 261 amino acids. The transcript is spliced from 6 exons. Lineage: Eukaryota; Metazoa; Chordata; Actinopteri; Cyprinodontiformes; Fundulidae.